Molecule: messenger RNA, 2913 nt
Organism: Hyla sarda
Lineage: Eukaryota; Metazoa; Chordata; Amphibia; Anura; Hylidae
Product: G-protein coupled receptor family C group 6 member A-like
Exons: 7
Coding region: 122-2845 (907 amino acids)
Biological process (GO): G protein-coupled receptor signaling pathway
Cellular component (GO): membrane
Molecular function (GO): G protein-coupled receptor activity
Source: RefSeq, a predicted model, not a curated record
GCCCCCUCAUCUCAUCCAGCUGAGUACACAGCUCCUCACUUCCCCUCCCCCUGCUCUGUAUUCUAAGGACGCAGGUCUGCACAGGAGAAGGACCUCACAGAGAAGACCGCGCAUAGUCACCAUGAACCUGCUACUACGAAUCAUUGCUAUAGGUCUCUGUUGGAUACCUGUUCAGAUGUGUAACAACCAUGAAGAAGCUGCAGCUUAUCUACCAGGAGAUAUCUUGAUCGGGGGACUUUUUCCUAUUCAUAAAGGGGUAUCAAAUUUAUUAGAGAAAACAGAAAAUAAUAGUUUCCUGUGUAACAGUUUACAGGUAAGAAGCAUGGUGGAAACUCUUUCCAUGAUCUAUGCCAUUGAAAAGGUUAAUAAUUCCACCCUGCUAGAAGGAAUUAAAUUGGGCUAUGAGCUUUAUGACACAUGUUCUGUUACUUUGAAAGCCGUUCAAGCAACACUAAACUUUAUUCCAGAAUUUACAACAAUGCAAAAUUCUACUGACUGCAGCAAUGGAAAAUAUAUAGGACCCAUCAAAGCAGUCGUGGGAGAAACUUAUUCAGAAAUUUCCAUUGCUGUUUCCCGGAUUCUAGGCCUUUAUCUUAUACCACAGAUUAGCCCAGCAUCAUCUGCUGCAGCCUUAAGUGACAAAAUAAGGUUCCCUUCAUUUUUACGAACCAUCCCAAGUGAUACACAUCAAACAAAAGCCAUCGUUGAGCUGAUAAAAACAUUUAAAUGGAACUGGGUUGGAAUAAUUUCAAGUGAUGACGAAUAUGGAAAGUCAGCUCAGGAUAUUCUGAAUAGUCUUUUCAAACUAGAAGGAAUAUGCACAGCUUUUUCUAAAACAGUGCCAUCCUAUGUGGAUCAUCCACUUCUGCAAGCCUCCUUAGACAGUGCAGUAAGUGACAUAAGUGCUAGUUCAACUAACGUUCUGGUUGUCAUUGCGAAAGGCCCUAUUGUUGCCAAACUUAUUAAAGACUGUAUUAAACAGAAUAUUUCCAAAGUCUGGAUUGCCACUGACAGCUGGUCAAUUUCAAAUGAAGUUAUAAGUAUUAAAAACGUUGAACUGGCUGGUACAUUUCUUGGACUCACUUUCAAAAUGGGCUAUAUUAUGGGAUUUGAAGAUUAUCUAAGCAAUUUGAAAAUUCCAGGUCCAGAACAUGUUAAUCAUUUUCUUGAAGAAUAUAAAGAAUUAAGAUUUGACUGUACUGAAGAAUACAGGGAAUAUCUGGAAUGUGUAAAUUCAUCCUCUAAAAACUGUAUUUUUAACAGUCCUUUAGAACUCAAGUCCCCACUUGCAUGUCAAACGGGGAAUCUCUCUUUUGUAAAUGAUAACUUCUUGGUGGAAAAUAUUGAGUGGAGUGAAACAUAUAGUACUCAUUUGGCUGUUAUAGCCAUAGCUAACGCUCUAAAUAAGCUUUUAUGCACAAAUGGAGUUUGCGAAAAAAGGUUGGACUUCUCACCAAGUCAGCUACUUGAAAAACUAAAGAAUGGGACAUUUUCCUUCAAUGGUGAAACUUACCAAUUCGAUUCUUCUGGAGAUCUAUUAACUGGAUAUGAUGUCAUUACUUGGCAUUUCACAAAGACAACAAGCACAGUUCAGAUUGUUGGCAAAUAUGACAUAUCAGAAGGCAAGAUCAGCAUCAACAGAAGCUUUCUUCAGUGGAACACAAAUGAAAACCAGGUUCCAUUUUCAAACUGCUCCAGAUCUUGCAAUCCUGGAUAUUUUAAAAAAUACUCUUACAUAAGCUGCUGCUAUGAAUGUGUCCCUUGUGCUAAGGAUGAUUACUCACCUAUAGCAGAUAUGACUGAAUGCCUAAAGUGUUCAUCCUGGCAAUGGUCAACUAAUGGAAGUGAUCGAUGUACCAACAGGACAAUAAAAUAUUUUGAUUGGAAAGACCCAUAUGCCAUUACGUUGAUGGCCUUCUCAGCCUUUGGGGUUGCUCUUGUGAUAAUGACAAUAGUUUUGUUUGCUAAACACUUUAAUACUCCAGCAGUUAAAGCAGCAGGGGGCUACUACACAUUCUUACUGAAUAUAUCAUUGCUCGUAAACUUGGUGAGCAUAGUAUUUUUUAUUGGAGAACCAAACAACACCAUCUGUAAAAUACGACAACCUUUCUAUGGUAUCAGCUUCACCUUUUCUGUAUCUUGCAUUAUGAUAAAAUCAAUCCGAAUUCUGCUAACAUUUGAAUCAGCCAAAAGACGCAAAGUAAUAGUUAAAUUCAAGUACCUGCCAAUAGUUAUUAUAAUGGCAUUGACUGGAGUUCAAGUGCUUAUUUGUACCUUAUGGCUUUCAAUGGAUGGACCUUACCGUCAAGACAUUACAAUGAAUGACCUCAUAAUAGUAAAGUGUGAUGAGGGAUCUUAUCAGGCAUUUGGCAUCAUGCUUGGCUACAUUGGUUUACUAGCAUUGAUCUGUUUCCUUCUAGCUUACAAAGGGAGAAAACUGCCUGAGAAAUACAAUGAGGCUCGAUGUAUCACGUUUAGCAUGUUGGUCUAUAUGUUUGUGUGGAUUCUCUUUAUCCCAGUUUAUAUAAACACCACAAGUGGCAUGUAUGAUUCAGCAGUACAAGCUGUUGCCAUAUUAGCCUCAAUAUAUGGAGUUAUAUCAUGUCAUCUUUUACAAGGUUGCUAUAUCUUAAUAUUUAAAAGAGAAACUUGUACACGAGAAAAAUACCUGCAGAGUAUCUUUUCAUUUUAUAGAGCUAAGAGAAAGGUUCAGUCAUUUUGUAAAAGCCAGUUCAAUCUGGAAAUUCCCACUGCUGCUCAAAAGCAAGACAUUGUAACUACUCAGGUAGCGCAGGAAGAUUUGGGUUCUAAAAAUGGACUAAGAAAACGGCACAAUAGCUGUUAAUUGAAUAAACAGAUUUUCUUGUUUGGAUGGAGGGGAUUUACAAAUCAUAUUGAUUAUUCCAGUAGUUG